Messenger RNA from Etheostoma spectabile (orangethroat darter), 750 nucleotides. Its product is annotated as putative threonylcarbamoyl-AMP synthase. The coding region runs from base 68 to 370 and encodes 100 amino acids. The record is from RefSeq and is a predicted model, not a curated record. Gene Ontology annotation, biological process: regulation of translational fidelity. Gene Ontology annotation, molecular function: double-stranded RNA binding; tRNA binding; nucleotidyltransferase activity. Gene Ontology annotation, cellular component: cytoplasm. The transcript has 4 exons. Lineage: Eukaryota; Metazoa; Chordata; Actinopteri; Perciformes; Percidae.
AGGAGACUGGCUGUUCAAACUAGGAGUGGGACCAGCGUAUGACCGUGUUGGCACCAAGGACAGCAUCAUGAUCCGCGUUCCUAACCACACGGUGACGGGUCACCUAUGUGACAUCACCGGACCCCUUGCUAUCACGUCAGCCAAUCCCAGCGGAGAGCCAGACAGCACCCACCACACCAUGGUCAUCAAACGACUGGGACACAAGAUUCAAGGGGUACUGUGUGACGGAGACUCAAAUGAAGUUGUUGCUUCCACCGUGGUUAACUGCCUGAAGAUUGAUGAAGGGACUAUCACCAUUGUAAGGGAAGGAUGUGUUCCUGCUGUACAAGUCCGACAGAUCUUCGACAGAGUGAAAAGCACUAUGUUGUGAUUGUCUCGUACCUCAAUUCUCUGCCUCAGAGAGCCUCAUCAUGACUUAUUCCCUACAAGAUCAGAGUCUUUAACUCCCCCGUUUCCAUUCAGCAAGAAACAUUAUGUAAAUAUAUGAAAAUUAUUGCUGGUUGUGUAGCCUAUGUGUACUAUGUGUAACUGUGGCUGUCUUGGCAAAUGUUACAAUAAAAAAAAACAUUUGUAGUUUGAUGGACACUUAACAUUCUCAGCAAAAACUGUUUCAGCUGAUGUUCCACAACUUAAUGAAGAUACCAUUUCUCAACAAAAAACAAAAGCGUGAUAAUUUUUAGAUUUAAAUUAGUUAAAAGAAUAUCAAAAUAUCUUUAUUAACUGUGUUCAUUAAGAAAGUUUAAUAUUUCU